UAUAGGUAUACGUACAGCGAACGAUCGUGCCAUAAGUGAAUGGGGAUCCUACAGAGAAUGUUUACUAAACGCAUAAUUAACACGUGAAGGAUCAUAAUCUUGAGGAUUUAUUAUACCAGUAACUUUAUAUCGUCUGUAAAUGCUAUGCUUCGUUAUGAGAUCUCAAACGAUUGUGUAACUCGAUGCACAUGUGAGGUUGUAAAAAACGUGGACGAAACGCUACUUGUUUGUAUUUUAGCAUCGAUUUGACAAAUUUUAAAUAUUUUACGGUAUGAAAUAUCGUGCUAACUUGAGGGUUUUUCAGUUUCUGAGACUACAGCACAGUAACAUUUUUUGUAAAAGCAUGUCGACCCAAGUCGAUAGCGUGAGCCAGGACGAAAAUAUCAUCGAGCAAACUAAUAAAAGGCAAAUAGGUGAUGAGGAGAUCAAUGGGGUUCCGGCCAAAACGGCAAAGAUCGAAGGAAACGAGAAGAAGUUUAAGAGGAAGAACUCUGUGAUAAUGCUGAGUUACGUCGGUAGAGAUUACUUGGGAAUGCAAAUUAAUCGUGGCACGAAAACUAUAGAGGAAUGUUUGCUCUCUGCUCUGUUGAAAGCUGAUUUCAUUACAAAGGAGCAGUUCGAAGACGUAAGGGAGAUUAAAUUUCAAAGGGCAGCGCGUACAGACAAAGGAGUGUCAGCAGUUAGAAAUAUCGUCUCUCUGAAGCUGCCCGAUCAUGUAAAUAAAGAGGAUAUCAACAAACACCUUCCAGAAGACAUAAGAGUAUUCGGUAUAAAACGAGUGACAAAAGGUUUCAAUAGUAAAAAUAGAUGCGACGCUAGGACGUACAGGUACGUCCUUCCCACGUUCGCCUUUGCUCCGGAGGAUCCGAACUUUUUACGUAUCGAGAAAGAGGAAGAGGAAAUAGACGAGGAGAAACGGCUGAAACAGCUUUCCGUAAUAGACGGAAAGCCUUACAACGAAUUUCGCCUGACUCCAGAGAUGCUAGAGAAGUUGAGCGAGACUCUGAAAUUAUUAGAGGGCACACAUAACUUUCAUAACUUCACUUCGAGAACAAAGCCGAUGGAUCCGAGAGCCAAGCGUUACAUAGUAUACUUCCGAUGCGUCGAGACGUUCGUCGCGAACGACAUGGAGUUCGCAGUAUUGGAGAUCAAAGGACAAAGCUUCAUGUUGCAUCAGAUCAGAAAAAUGGUCUCUCUGGUAGUCGGGAUUUGCAGGAACAUCGUGACAAGCGAUAUUGUCAAAGACGCGUUCUCGUUGGAGAGAGUCGACAUUCCCAUCGCACCAGGUUUAGGAUUGAGUCUACACUUUGUACAUUACGGAUAUUAUAACGAGAGGUACGGAGAAGAUGGAAUCCACGAAACGUUGGAUUGGAAGGAAUGCGAUGAAGACGUGGAAAGGUUUUAUAAAGACCACAUUUUAAAGGACAUCGUAGAUACAGAAAUCGCAAAGAACGUGACACUGAAAUGGUUGGCUUCCUUCCUGACGCCAAAGAGAUUCGCAUUUAAGGAUGUUGUUCCAGUAACAUCGACGGACGCUCCAUAAAACAAUUGUAUCUCUGUCAAUUAAACGAAUAUAUCAUUGAUUUCGA
Ceratina calcarata is the source of this 1589-nucleotide messenger RNA. It is a transcript of the gene Pus1, whose product is annotated as Pseudouridine synthase 1. The coding region runs from base 272 to 1543 and encodes 423 amino acids. NCBI's taxonomy places the organism in Eukaryota, Metazoa, Arthropoda, Insecta, Hymenoptera, Apidae. Gene Ontology annotation, biological process: mRNA pseudouridine synthesis; tRNA pseudouridine synthesis. Gene Ontology annotation, cellular component: nucleus. The record is from RefSeq and is a predicted model, not a curated record. Gene Ontology annotation, molecular function: RNA binding; pseudouridine synthase activity. The transcript is spliced from 6 exons.